This is a messenger RNA of Penicillium egyptiacum, 2331 nucleotides long. The record is from the annotation of a GenBank genome assembly. NCBI's taxonomy places the organism in Eukaryota, Fungi, Ascomycota, Eurotiomycetes, Eurotiales, Aspergillaceae.
AUGCAUGGGCAUGCGCACCACACCCAUGGACGCAAUGUGGAGGAACCAGAGGAGCAAGGAAAUAUUGAGGAACGAGCAGUCGUCGAGGAGCGAGGCGAUGUUGUGAUUGUUUACAAGACUAUGGAACCGGACUUUGAAGGCGAGGUGGGAGGUUAUGUGACCGGCGCCCAACCCAAGACUGCGACGCAAAUAAAUGCUGGUGUCGGUGAUCCUGUCAGCGCGCCUACAAGGACCAAGGAGCACACAACCGAGGCCAAAACUACCGAUGAGGCGACUACAACCAAGACGAAGGACGAACCCACUACCACCAAAGAGACCGUGGCCCAGACCAUUCACGAAACUAAGGCGGAGACCACCGAGACUAAGAAAGCAACCACUGCUACUACUGAGUCAGAGGCUCCUAUCACGACAACAUCUUUUGUGACUUCGGCAUCGUCCACCUCUGGAUCUUCCCAGGAUGUCAAUGAUCUUCUCACGGUUACCUCCACCGGAUCGACCAAAGACUCUGCCGCCUCGGCCUCAAGUACUGCUCUUGGGACUACUACUUCUGAGGGUAUGACUGGUGGCGCGAAGGCUGGUGUGGCCAUCGGUGUCAUCUUCGGUGUUGGUGUGAUCGCUGCCCUGAUUUUCUUCUUUAUCCGCAAGAAGAAGAGAAGUCAGGAGGGAUAUCAGCUGGAGAAUGAGAAGACCUUCGGUGGUGAAGGCCUGCCGGAGGGUAUCGCGGCUUCUUUCCCGCCCCCUCCUCCUUCCAAGCCGCAGACUCCUUCGACGCCCCCACAGCUUAACGUUCGUCCCGUCACUCAAUUCGCGCCUGAUUUGAGCGGUAGCGGUGCCUUGAACCCAGCCACUGCUGGUGCUUCCGGGGGUUUGACCCCAGCCACCGCUGCUGUUGCAGGUGUUGCAGCUGGCUCGGCCGCCGUCGCUUCUCGUAACCUCACUGGCGACACUCCGCCUCCUACUCCGCCAAAGUCUGCUGGAAGCAAGUCUGACCCGUUCAGUGACCCUGUCAAUCCUUUCAGCCCAGCCACCUCCCCUGUUACCCAGCCCGCGCCUUCGGUUUCUGAACCAGCAGCUACUGGAUCGACCGCCGGACCGUCUGGAUCGACCACUGAACCUUCUGUGCCGACCGUCGCAGCUGCCGCAGUCGGUGCCGGAGCCGUGGGUAUUGCGGCAGGUGCUGCUGCUUCAUCACGAGCGUCCAAUGAUUCCGACCGCUACCAUUCCGCCGAAUCACGUGGCCAAUCCCCCACUGGCUCAACCCAAUCUGCGACCGUCCCCACCGAUGCUCCUUCUGUCUCGCCUGUUGUCGCUGGCCCUGUUGCCGCAGGAGCUGCAGGCGCAGCAGGAGCCAUGGCUGCUGGCCCACCCCCUAACAAUGUUUACCGUGUGCAACUGGAUUUCAACCCCACUAUGGAGGACGAGCUUGGACUUCGCUCUGGAGCGCUCGUGCGCUUGCUUCAUGAGUACGACGAUGGAUGGGCUCUCUGCACGCGCCUUAAUAGCCCUCAACAAGGAGUUGCCCCACGGUCUUGCCUCUCGGCUCGUCCUGUGAUGCCUCGCGCCCGCCCUCCCCCUGGCGCUCCCGGCUCGCGCGGCCCACCCAUCAUGGGCCCUGACGGUCGCGCGAUGAUGCCUGGUGGUCCGCCGGGUCCAAGAUUCUAUCCUCAGGACGGCCGCCCGAGAUCCCCCGGUGGCGCUGGUUUCUCUGGACCUCCGCCUCCCCGCCCUUACCCUGGCCCUGGAUCUGCUGUCCAGUUCCCGCCAGUUCCCCGCUCUAUGUCGCCUGGGCCUGGAGGUAUGCCUGGGCCUCGCUCAAUGUCUCCCGGACCUGGUGGAAUGCCUGUUCCACGCUCAAUGUCGCCUGGAGCUGGAGGACGACCUGUCCCACGCUCAAUGUCUCCCGGUCCUCGUUCAAUGUCUCCCGGGCCCGGAGGAAUGCCUCGCUCAAUGUCUCCUGGUCCCCGGCCCGGCCCGCGCUCGAUGAGCCCUGGUCCAUACGGACCUCCCGGAAUGCAGCGGCCUGUGAUGCCUGUCAACCAACGCCAACGCAGCAAUAGUGCCGGCAACGUCACUCCUCCUAUGGCAGCGCCCGCUGCGCCUGCAGUUUCAAGUCCAUUAGCCGCUGCCGCUCCCGCUCCCGCUCCCACUGCGCCGGAACUUUCGAGUCUCCCAGCCGCUCCUGCACCUGCUCCGGCUGCGCCGCCAAUGCCAAGUCCCUUGGCUGCACCUACACCUGCUCCUACCAGCGAGCUUCCAGCUCUUCCGACUUCCCCGCCGACUUCUCCGUCCGGCUCGAUCUCGCGAAAGCCUGUCCCCACCCGGGACGCUUAG